UGUAGAUACAAUCAUCAUAUCUCUAUCUCCAUGUCAAUUCACAAACCCUCAUUUCAUUCCCCCAAAAAUAUAUUAAAAAAAUGCAUCCUCUCUCCGAAUCCAAUUCCAAUCCAACCGCCGCAUCUCCGCCACCUGCGUUGGACGGAUUCGACGGCGCGGCGGCGGAACAACGUCUUCGAGAAGCGGAGGAUCGAUUGCGAGAAGCAAUUGAGGAAUUACAACGGCGGCAACGUCGCGCGAAGAUGCUAUAUCCGCCGUGCGAUCACGCCGAUGAAUCGUGUGUAGCGAACGCUAUCGGUAAUCUAUGUCAAAGCUUUUUAUUAUCUUAUGGUGUUCGUGUCGGAAUUGGAAUAUUGCUUCGUGCUUUUAAACUCGCUAGACGGAAAUCCUAUUCUUCUCUUCUUGAUCUCAAGCAACUGGUAUCAGAGAAAGACUUGAUAGUGAGAGAGGAGGCUUGCCGGGUUGGUUUGCUUUUUGGAGGAUUUACCGGGUCAUACCAUGCACUUAGAUGUUUAUUGAGGAAAUGCAGAAAGAAAGAAACACCAUUCAAUGUAAUUUUAGCAGGUUCUAUCGCAAGUUUGUCUAUUUUAGCAUUAGAUGAUUCCAACCGGAGGCGUACACUUGCUCUAUAUCUUCUGGCUAGGCUUGCUCAGUGUGCUUAUAAUUCAGCAAAAUCAAAGAACAAGUUUCAUCUAUGGGGAAGUUCAUGGAGACAUGGGGAUUCAUUACUCUUUGCUUUAUCUUGUGCUCAGGUCAUGUAUGCUUUUGUCAUGCGUCCUGAGAGCUUGCCAAAAUCAUAUCAAGAUUUUAUUCAGAAAACUGGGCCUGUUGCCAAGCCUGUAUACAAGGCAGUUAGGGAAUGUUGUAGAGGUUCUCCAGUAGAUGUCGCAUCACUAUCUUCUUACUUAUCAACCGUGAAGGGUGCUGAUGUUGUUGCAUUGCAAGAGUUUCCGUCUAUUAUACCUUGUUCAAUAAUACACCCAGGCACAAAAUCAUGCUUGGCUCAUAAUGCAUAUGCGACAUCAGCUACUUUUAAGAAAACAUUUCCGCUUUAUUUUUCGCUUACUUUUGUACCAUUCGUUGUGCUCCGCCUGCAAAAGUUUAUGGACGCUCCAUUUAGAACCAGCUGGCAUGCAGUCAUAGGAGCUGUUCGCUCAACAGCAUUUCUUUCUUCAUUUGUUGGAAUCUUUCAGGGAGCCAUCUGCUUGCACAGAAAAGCGGCAUCACAGGACCACAAGCUUGUAUAUUGGUUUGCAGGUGGAUUAGCUGCAUUAUCUGUACUUUUGGAGAAGAAAGGUAGAAGAGGAGAGCUGGGAUUGUAUGUUCUUCCACGAGCUGGAGAAUCUUUGUGGUAUAUAUUAGUCAAUCGCCGUGUACUUCCAGAUAUCAAGAAUGCUGAGGUAGCUCUGUUCUGUGCUUGUAUGGGUGGAAUGAUGUACUACUUGGAACACGAGCCGGACACCAUGUCUCCUUUUCUGAGAAGCUUAAUUCGUCGUUUUCUUGCCAGUAGAAUUAGUAACCCAGCCCCACCAUCAAGUCGGAAUCCCUCUUACAACUACUUACAAACUCUUGACGCCAUCAAGAAACCAACGAUGCAGAACCAAGAAACUGAAUUACCAUCUUCAGAAAAAUACAAUCUUGAAUCUAUACCUGGACUAUGAGCAACUUUUUCAGACUGCUCAUACAUACCUAAUUGAUUCAUUCACCUUGACUCAUUAGAUUGGGAUGAUUGUUGCAUCUUAUUCAUACAAUGAUUUGUCAUAACUGGGUCUACGGUGCUGAAUGCUGAUGACCUAUUCAAAUUCAACUUUUGUAGGUUUUUGUUGUACAAUGGAGCACGGUUAGUUCAUUUUUUGUAAAUAUUAGGUACCUCAAAAUUGUUUAGACUGCAACUAAUUGUUGUACCAAGUUCAGACCAUAACAAAUAAGUUGUGUUUCAGCUUUAUGCG
Messenger RNA from Erigeron canadensis, 1949 nucleotides. RefSeq lists its product as uncharacterized. Lineage: Eukaryota; Viridiplantae; Streptophyta; Magnoliopsida; Asterales; Asteraceae. Bases 81 to 1661 code for a protein of 526 amino acids. The transcript has 8 exons. The record is from RefSeq and is a predicted model, not a curated record.